Nelumbo nucifera (sacred lotus) is the source of this 1673-nucleotide messenger RNA. RefSeq names its product Peptidase C13 family. The record is from RefSeq and is a predicted model, not a curated record. Lineage: Eukaryota; Viridiplantae; Streptophyta; Magnoliopsida; Proteales; Nelumbonaceae. Gene Ontology annotation, molecular function: GPI-anchor transamidase activity. Gene Ontology annotation, cellular component: GPI-anchor transamidase complex. Gene Ontology annotation, biological process: attachment of GPI anchor to protein; proteolysis.
CUAAGUCUCUCGUCGGAACUAAUGAGAGUCAGUUCGUUGCCUUUUUCAUUCCUCUGAUCUCAAUCCUUCACUCUCUUUCCCAUCUCCAUCUCUCUCUCUCUCCUCGCUCUGUUCUCUCACACUCUUCUUUGCGUCCCUUCUCUCUCUAUUCUUCUAAGAGUGACAAUACCCGGUUUUUUUUUCUUCUUCAAGCGGUUUUCCUCUACAGGGGAAGAGCAUCAAGUCGGCUUCGACUCAAGCAUUAUCACACCCAGAGGGUUCUUUUGGAAGAUGAGCAGAAAAAUCAAAAGAAGCAAAAGAAUGCAAAUGAGCUGGUUUUUUGGUGUGUUGGUUUGCAUCUGCCACAGUGGUUGAUAUAUAUAUAUAUAUUUUUCACAGUGGUUGUCAUGGUGGUGUUUUUGAAAGCAAAAUAGCAGAAGAAACGGGUUCAAAGAUGGCCAUUAAAGCAAGAGCAGGAUGGCUGAAGCUUGACAGCUUUUCCAGUUGCAAAGUGAUUUUAUUCUUGAUAUUGAUUUCAAUCCACCUCUGUGAAUUGAAUGCAUGGAGUCCUUCGGCAAUGCACACUAAUAAUUGGGCCAUCUUGGUCUGCACUUCCCGCUUCUGGUUUAAUUACCGACACAUGGCCAAUACUCUAUCCUUAUAUAGGACGGUAAAACGGCUUGGAAUACCUGAUGAUAGGAUAAUACUUAUGUUGGCAGAUGAUAUGGCCUGCAACGCCAGGAAUAAGUAUCCUGCUCAAGUCUUCAACAAUGAGAAUCACCGUCUUAACUUAUACGGAGAUAAUGUUGAGGUAGACUAUAGAGGUUAUGAAGUAACUGUUGAAAAUUUUUUACGGGUUUUGACUGGGCGCCAUGAAACAGCUGUUCCAAGAUCAAAGCGCCUUUUAAGUGAUGAAGGAAGCCACAUACUUCUAUACAUGACUGGGCAUGGAGGAGAUGAAUUCCUCAAAUUCCAGGACUCUGAAGAGCUUCAGAGUCAUGAUUUAGCUGAUGCAGUAAAGCAAAUGAAACAAAAGCGUAGAUUCAAGGAGCUGCUGAUAAUGGUAGAUACUUGUCAAGCUGCUACGCUUUUUUCUCAGCUUCAUUCACCUGGGGUUUUGGCAAUCGGAAGUAGCAUGAAAGGAGAAAAUUCAUACUCACAUCAUCUGGACUCCGAUGUUGGCGUGUCUGUUGUGGAUCGCUUUACCUUUUAUACCCUUGCAUUCUUUGAGAGGUUAAAUAUGUACAACAAUGCUUCAUUGAGCAGUCUUUUCAAUUCAUAUAAUCCAAGCCUAUUGAUGUCCACUGCAUAUUACCGAACAGAUUUAUACAAACGGCCACUGGACAAGGUGCCUGUGACAGAUUUCUUUGGCUCAGUGAUGGAAACGAUUCACACAGACUCAGCAUAUAGAGGCUUCUCAGUCAAAGGCACUGACAAAGCUGAAAUUAAAGCACCAUUAAAUCUAAAAGCUAGCCAGGCAGAGAGAAGAGCAUUAAGUGCAUACCAUCAAGACCAAAUAAGUGACUUCAACAAGGAGGUUUGUUCUUUCCACUGCAUAUGGAGCACCUUGCACAAGACAGUAGUGGAAAAAAUAGAAGAUGCUGAUACCUUUGUGAACUACGGAUUGGUAGUCAUAAUUCCGUUAGUGGCAGCUAGCACUUGGUUGUGGCGAUGAAGAUCUCUAUCCUAGUAAA